Sclerotinia trifoliorum is the source of this 1728-nucleotide messenger RNA. The record is from the annotation of a GenBank genome assembly. Lineage: Eukaryota; Fungi; Ascomycota; Leotiomycetes; Helotiales; Sclerotiniaceae.
CACCAAAGUCUGAUAAGGCAAAAGAGCUGGAUAUUUUCGUUGAUUAUUUGAAUUUAAAUAAACUGACGAAUUAUAUUGUGAGUAUUAUUUCUCGUUUUUAUUUAAUUUCUAUUGUAGCUUUGUGUAUACUCAGGUGAGAUUGGGGAGAAUGAUUUUUUGGAGAUAUUUUGGAUGGGGUGAAUGAAUUUAUACCACCAAUACUAACUCCGGAGUAGCAACGGUUAUUUCCAUCCACCUCAGACCUCAAAUAUAUAUCAAUAUACUACCCAUCAACACCACCACACUUUGCCUCAACUUUCCACAAAUACUCACCACAAGAAUGUCACCAUCAACUCUCACCCGCGCUCUGCGCUUCAACCCUACUUCCAUCAAUAAAUUCGUCUCCUCCACCCCUUCCUCCACCUCAGCAGCAUCCCGUUUCUUCACCUCUAACUCUUCAUCUGUGCGCCAGUACUCAACAAUUAGAAAUGCAUUUGCACGAACUCGUUUUGCGGGAAAGCAGACCAAGAGAUUUCAGAGCACAGAGGCUGCAGCUGCGACUGCGGCGCAGGUUAGUUGGUUUAAGAGGAUGUGGGAUAGUCCGAUUGGGUUGAAGACUGUGCAUUUUUGGUAGGUUUGGGAUUUUCUUUGGGUAAUUGGUUUGGUUUUAGUUUUGGUUUGUGGAAGAGAAAGAGAGGACGAGUAGGAGGGAUGGGGAAAGAUAAGGGGGGAAAGGUGCUCGUGUUGAGAAAUGAAGGCAUGAGAUUCGGCAGAUCAGGGAGAGCAUGGCCAAAUGUAUGAAUUUAUGCUAACUACCUUUUUCUAUUAUAGGGCUCCUGUCAUGAAGGUAUAUAAAUUCGAUUUUCCCCCCUGUCCCACCAUUAUAUGCUUGGAAUUUGCACAAUCCCCAAGCUUCCAAAGCCCUUCUCAACUAUCCAUUACCACCCUCUUGGGGCCACUUCCUUUUAGCGAUUGUUUAAUAACUAACUUAUUAUCAGUGGGCGCUCGUCUUAGCUGGUAUCUCUGAUCUUGCUCGUCCUGCCGAAAAACUUUCUCUUACCCAAAACGCUGCUCUCACUGCUACUGGUAUCAUCUGGACACGAUGGUGUUUAAUCAUUAAGCCAAGAAACAUUCUGUAUGUUCCCUUCUCACUUUGUGCUUACCCUCGAAUAUUAUCUCCCUCGAAACUAAUAAAUGAAAAGUCUCGCAACCGUCAACUUUUUCCUCGGCAUGGUCGGUGUCGUCCAGGUGACCCGUAUCCUCAUGUAUCAACGCAGCGAAAAGGCAAAAUCUCUCACUGACAAAGCGGCUGAGGUUGGCCAUAAUGUGAAGGGAAAGGUCGAGGAUGCUAUCAAAUCAUAAAUAUUCACAACUUACAAGGAAUAUAUGAUAUGGGGGAAUAGAAAGAGCUAAAGCUCAAGAAACUUCUCAUGGAGAACUGGAGGCAAAGUACGGCAAAGUUCCCAGAAAGCAAGGUGGCAGGUUUGCAAUUUUUCUCCUUGCGAAUAGAUGAAGAAACUUGAAUUGAACACGGUACAGAAUUUCCUUGGUCCGAAACGAGUUUUUUUUUAAUUUGCAUUUUGUGCUAUGCAGAAGUUCCAUAUCUGAGAUAGAUAUGGAGGAUUUGGAUGAAAGAAUCAGGAGUCCAUUUCCGCUAUGAUAUGAGCUAGUGAGUGGAGGGGGAAAAGGAACGUAAUUGUACACUACUAUACCUAAGGUUUCACAAUUCGAAAAUGCUUUCUCUUGUUU